Pteronotus mesoamericanus is the source of this 1220-nucleotide messenger RNA. It is a transcript of the gene RHBDL3, whose product is annotated as rhomboid like 3. Gene Ontology annotation, cellular component: membrane. The record is from RefSeq and is a predicted model, not a curated record. Gene Ontology annotation, molecular function: calcium ion binding; serine-type endopeptidase activity. NCBI's taxonomy places the organism in Eukaryota, Metazoa, Chordata, Mammalia, Chiroptera, Mormoopidae. The transcript is spliced from 9 exons. Bases 6 to 1220 code for a protein of 404 amino acids.
UCGGCAUGGGCGAGCACCCCAGCCCGGGCCCUGCAGUGGCCGCCUGCGCCGAGGCUGAGCGCAUCGAGGAGCUAGAACCCGAGGCCGACGAGCGGCCGCCCGCGGCGCCGGAGGACCACUGGAAAGUCCUGUUUGAUCAGUGUGACCCUGGGAACACGGGCUACAUCAGCACAGGCAAGUUCCGCAGCCUCCUGGAGAGCCACAGCUCCAAGCUGGACCCGCACAAAAGGGAGGUGCUCCUGGCUCUGGCCGACAGCCAUGCGGAUGGGCAGAUCUGCUACCAGGAUUUUGUCAACCUGAUGAGCAACAAGCGGUCCAACAGCUUCCGCCAGGCCAUCCUGCAGGGGAACCGCAGGCUCUGCAGUAAGGCCCUGCUGGAGGAGAAGGGACUGAACCUCUCCCAGCGACUGAUCCGCCAUGUGGCCUACGAGACCCUGCCCCGGGAAAUUGACCGGAAGUGGUACUAUGACAGCUACACCUGCUGCCCCCCGCCCUGGUUCAUGAUCACAGUCACACUGCUGGAGGUUGCGUUUUUCCUCUACAAUGGAGUGUCACUGGAUCAAUUUGUGCUGCAGGUAACUCAUCCACGGUAUCUGCAGAACUCGCUGGUUUACCACCCACAGCUCCGAGCACAGGCUUGGCGUUACUUGACAUACAUCUUCAUGCACGCAGGGGUAGAACACCUGGGACUCAACGUGGUGCUGCAGCUCCUGGUGGGGGUGCCCUUGGAGAUGGUGCAUGGAGCAACCCGCAUUGGGCUUGUCUACGUGGCUGGUGUUGUGGCAGGGUCCUUGGCGGUGUCUGUGGCUGACAUGACCGCGCCGGUCGUGGGCUCCUCUGGAGGGGUGUAUGCGCUCGUCUCUGCCCAUCUGGCCAACAUCGUGAUGAACUGGUCAGGCAUGAAGUGCCAAUUCAAGCUGCUGCGGAUGGCUGUGGCCUUGAUCUGUAUGAGCAUGGAGUUCGGGCGGGCCGUGUGGCUCCGGUUCCACCCGUCGGCCUAUCCGCCGUGCCCGCACCCGAGCUUUGUGGCACACUUGGGUGGCGUGGCUGUGGGCAUCACACUGGGCGUGGUGGUCCUGAGGAACUAUGAGCAGAGGCUGCAGGACCAGUCGCUGUGGUGGAUUUUUGUGGCCAUAUACAGCAUCUUCGUGCUGUUUGCUGUCUUCUGGAAUAUCUUUGCCUACAGCCUGCUGGACUUAAAGCUGCCGCCGCCCCCCUGA